GAAUUCAAUGUUGGAAUGUAGAAAAUCAAAGCCAAUGACUGGGAUGACACCCUAAAUUCCACAAAGUCAUUUUCUCUUUAUUGAGGCUGAAGAAUCUCGCUACAUUAUUUAUUCAAGUCGUCCAGUCCUUUCACUUUUGGACUUCGCCUAUGAUCCUUUGGUCAUCGUCGAUGCUCUUGUAGUGUGAUUGCACUGCAAUUUCACAUGGUCUGAGAGCAAUGAUGGUGAAGAACGGCGUCGAGAGAAAGUGGCUGGCGAUAGCAGCGGCAGCAUAUCUGCUCAUCAUGGUGGAUCUAUUGCCUUCACCAACGAAUGCAUCUUUGCUUCCAGCUCAACAUGUUCCUGAUGCCCCUGGUGGAAGCGAAGAAGGCAAGACGGGAUUGCCAAGACAAGCAAUAGGUGGUGGGUUCAAACUCAAAGGGGCAAUUAGUCUUGAUUCCUAUGUUGAUUUUGGGAAGAAGAAGAAGAAGAAAGCAGUGGAAUCGCGGAGCCUGAGGGAGAGUCCCAUCGUGUCUCCGCCCUCGCCGCAUCCUAAUAUUCGACACUCCCACGAUGUUCUGGCCCCUCCUGGUGUCCCCAUCUAAUAACUUAGAAAUCCAUAUCGACCAUGUAAUUUUCCUUUCUUUUCCCAUGAAAUGUCUAUGCCAAGUCAUUAUCAACGCUUGUUGAUCUCUCUAAGGUAUAUUGUGUUCCGCUACUUCCAGAAGUAAAGGCUAAACCUUUUUGAAAAUUUGUCAAUGUAGUCAUUCCCAGUAAAAUGACUUUUUUUUGGACAAUCUAUCCCAUUUCCUGACAUAACAAUAUAAUCUCUUCUACUAG
Molecule: messenger RNA, 819 nt
Organism: Syzygium oleosum
Lineage: Eukaryota; Viridiplantae; Streptophyta; Magnoliopsida; Myrtales; Myrtaceae
Exons: 2
Coding region: 219-584 (121 amino acids)
Source: RefSeq, a predicted model, not a curated record